Messenger RNA from Labrus mixtus (cuckoo wrasse), 657 nucleotides. Its product is annotated as perforin-1-like. Bases 168 to 560 code for a protein of 130 amino acids. The transcript is spliced from 2 exons. Lineage: Eukaryota; Metazoa; Chordata; Actinopteri; Labriformes; Labridae. The record is from RefSeq and is a predicted model, not a curated record.
AAACCCAACUUGAUGUUUUUUUCAUGAUGUGUAACGCUGAGAGUGAAGCAGCUUGUGGUGUGGGCGGUGAGAGAAAGCUGAUAUGAGGUCUGCUGGUCUUUAAAACGUAUGGGACAGCAGACUGAGCUGAGAGACAAGGCGUCAACUCAGCAGCUUCCUGUGACACCAUGGCCUCCCGUCUGUCGCUCCUCCUGCUGCUCCUCUGCAGUGUGACUGCUACUCAUGCUCAGCUCAAGGUGUUCAACCUGAGGGCCAGCGACCUCCCCUCAAACCUGCUGGGUACCACUGACGGCUUUGUCAAGGUGUUCUGUAGCUCCGCCUCUCUGGGUAAAACGUCAGUUCGUAACAACAACCGAAACCCGUGGUGGGAGGAGGAGUUCUCCUACUUCAAGGCACAGGAGAACGACAUCCUGAGGCUCGAGCUUUUCGACUGGGACUUCCUGUUUGACGACCAGCUGGGAGUCUGUCAGAGAUCGGUGAAGGUGGGAACCCACCAGCAUGAUUGCUUCCUAAAGAGAGGUGGAACGCUCCAUUACUCCUACACCCUCCAAGGACAGUAGAGUCAUCAUGAUACCAGAUUUUUAAAACAAGUCAAAAUCUAAUGCUAUCGACACCUGUUUAAUUACUACGGCAACAAAAAUAAAGUACCAAAAAUGA